UCUCUCUCUACCUCUGUCUCUUUUCUUUUCUUUUCUUUUUUUUAUAUUAGCCAGGUUUAUAUAUAUAUCUAUAUAUAUAUAGUAUGAUCAUAUUUAAACCAGACUGGGUCUUUCAUGGUGAUCGGUCACAGGAAGGUUCGAAAAUCAAGAAACAAUGUAUUUAUUCUAUUGAUGUACAUCCUGAUGGCAAACGACUAGCAACUGGUAGUUUAGAUACCACAGUGAAGAUUUGGAAUACUGAUCCGAUAUAUGACGAAAAUGCUGAAAAGAAUCCGAAAUGUCAUAAGUUGUUAUGUACAAUGACUUUGCAUAGUGGGGCAGUAUUAUGUGUACGUUGGUCAAAAGAUGGACGAUAUCUUGCUUCCAGUUCGGAUAAUGAUAAUGUGAUUAUUAUAUGGGAAUUGGAUAGCGAGGCUGGUAGUGGUUCCGUAUUUGGUAGUAGUGAAGUUAAUCAUGAAACAUGGCGUGCUGUCAAAUAUCUACGUGGACAUGAUUCAGAUGUGCAGGAUUUGGCUUGGUCAAAUAACAAUCAAUAUCUUGCUUCUUGUGGUGUGGAUGGUUUUAUCAUUAUAUGGGAUGCUCGAACGUUUGAGCAAAUACAUAAAAUAGAUCAGCAUAGUGGAUUUGUGAAUGGUAUUACAUGGGAUCCAGUAGGGAAAUAUUUGGCAUCCCAGUCGGAUGACAAGAAGGUCAAGAUCUGGAGAACAUCUGAUUGGCAAGAAGAAGCUGAAAUCGAAGACCCUUUUUAUAAUGCUCCUGGUACAACAUUCUUCCGUCGUCUUAGUUGGUCUCCUGAAGGAUCUCAUAUUGCUGCAUCAAAUGCUGUAAAUGCCAAUCAAUGUGUUGCUGCUAUCAUCAGUCGUGAUAAUUGGGAUUCUGAUGUCUCUUUAGUUGGUCAUGAUGUACCUAUUGAAGUUGCUUCAUUUAAUCCAAAAUUAUUUUAUGGUAUUCAACUCGAUGAAGAAGAGGAUGAGGGAGAGACUGAUGAUGAAGAUACGAAGAUGGAAGUCGACAGUAACGAUCGUGAUGGCAAAGAUACUCUGGCAAGUGUAUGUGCAUUAGGUGGUCAAGAUCGUGGAUUAUCUAUUUGGGUGACAAGACGUACAAGACCUUUAUGUGUGGCUCGAAAUGUAUUCGAAAACAACAUUUAUGAUUUGGCAUGGACUCCUGAUGGUCAAACUCUAUUUGCAUGUUCUCAGGAUGGUACCAUAGCAUGUUUACAAUUGAAAGAAGAAUUAGCGGAACCUGCAUCAGACGACGAAGUGUUAAAAAAAUUAACACAAUAUGGAUAUGGACGGAAGAAUACACAAUUACCAGAAACCCCUUCUCAGCUGGAUCUAGAAGCGGAAAACAAGCCCAAUGCAUCUCAAUCCACAACGACUGCUCUAGCAACAACGACAACACCAUCAACUUCAAAUCGUAUUGCCAACAUUAUGAAUGGUGGGAUGAACGGAACAGCAAUCGAUUUGGACACUCGAUCUGAAAAUGCAAAGAACAACAAAAACGAAAUGACGGAUGCAACUGUAAUACAGAAGAAAAACGAUGACAAAUUUACAUCCUCCUCUAGUGGUGUAGCUACUAUCACUGAGCAAAAAGUGACUAUAACAAAAAGUGGAAAACGACGUAUUCAACCUAUUGCACUAUCAAGGAACACAGGAUUAUCUACAACCACUCCAUCAACACCAUCUACACAACGACAGAUUAUCUCACAUAUAUCACAACCACCGUUGGAAUCCGUGGAUUAUGAUUUACCAGUAAUGAAUCUCGGCAAAAAUGGAAUUGGUAGCACGGUAGUUGGCAACAAACGCAAAGCACACCCAGACAACGUGGACAACAAUCAAACAACUAAUGGAAUCACAAUGCAACAAACAACAAAAGACAAUGAACCUUUACGGCAAAAACCAGCUUGGAUCGAUGCAGCUAUUAUUCCCCCUAUAGUUAGUCAAAGUCAAGUCAAACUCGGUUUACCAAAAGUGAAAUCAACAAUGAUUAAUAGGAUAUCACAAGAUAAUCAAGUUACCGUGAUGGAAUGUCAUAACCCAACUGGAAAACAAGGCUCGGAAAAUACAAAGUUACUUACAAGUCGACAUGGAACAAUCUUAUGGACCGAUUAUCUUGCAAGUGCGAUAUUACUAAUGACUGGAAAUGAACACUUUUCUGCAGUUGGAUGUGAAGAUGCUAGUAUUCUUGUUUAUUCGCCGGCUGGGCGAAGACUUCUACCACCGAUUGUACUUGAAAGCACACCUGUUGUGAUAACUUGCAAUGAUUGUUGGCUUUUAUGUUUGACAGCAACUGGUCUUUUAUAUACAUGGGAUAUCGUUCAACAAAAAAGUCAAUUUACAUCAGUCUCUAUAUCACCAUUACUACGAGUGGCUCAAACACUGGCAUCAGAAGAACCUCAUGUAGCACCAAGUCUCAAAGAUAUACGGAUUCAAAAAAAUGGACUUCCACUUAUCAUUACUAGCUAUCAUCAAGCAUUCACCUAUCAUACAGGUAUGAACACUUGGUUACGAAUCAGUGAUGCGUGGUUUAUUAUAUCUGAAUUUUGGGGAUCUGGAUCAUCUUCCGUGGAAAAUCACCCUCUUGGAUGGUUAUCUACUGCGUUGACUAUGACAGGAACAGCAGAUCCAACAAAUGAAUCUCUUAUGGCUCUGGCAAAACUUGAUUCUGAUGCGGCAAGUACAAUUACCAUUAGCCAUAUUGAAAAUCAAUUGGCUGCUGCUCUUAUUCUAGAAUCGGCAAAAGAAUACAAAGAGUGGAUGAUAUACUAUGCGAGGCGACUAUCAAAAGAAAAUGCUCAAAAAAAAGUGGAAGAAUUAUGCCAAUGGCUUAUGGGACCACCUUUUGUACAAUCGACAAAUGGUGAAUGGGAAUCUACUAUAUUGAAAUCGAUACCCAAGCACGAUCUACUGAAAGAACUUCUCCCAGUAUUAGCUCAAAAUCGACAAUUACAAAGAAUUACAACAGAAUUUCGAUCACUAUUAUGAAUGAUUCAAUUUAUAUAUGAAUAAAAUAUUAUUCUCUCUCUUUUUUAUGU
Messenger RNA from Halteromyces radiatus, 3037 nucleotides. Its product is annotated as WD40-repeat-containing domain protein. Gene Ontology annotation, biological process: chromatin remodeling; regulation of DNA-templated transcription; DNA-templated transcription. The record is from RefSeq and is a predicted model, not a curated record. The coding region runs from base 84 to 2987 and encodes 967 amino acids. NCBI's taxonomy places the organism in Eukaryota, Fungi, Mucoromycota, Mucoromycetes, Mucorales, Cunninghamellaceae. Gene Ontology annotation, cellular component: HIR complex; nucleus. The transcript has 18 exons. Gene Ontology annotation, molecular function: protein binding; nucleosome binding.